This is a messenger RNA of Chara braunii, 1010 nucleotides long. Lineage: Eukaryota; Viridiplantae; Streptophyta; Charophyceae; Charales; Characeae. The record is from the annotation of a GenBank genome assembly.
GCGGAGCACGGGCUGGUGGUGGUUCGCAGAUGGACAGCGGUGGACCAACUGUUGGUGUGCGAAGUGAUAGUGUCGUGGAGGGGGAACGUGGACCCGAGAGCGGUGGUGGCACUGGUGGUGGGCCCCAUGGAGAUGACGGCAAUCACGACGUAGGAGUUCAUAGCUCGGACGACGACGACGGGGGAGAGGCCCGACAUCAGGAUAUCAUCGACAGAGUGAUCGUUGGCCUUUGCGCAGCAGACAUGAAGGGUGGGAUGUCGGGAGCCCGUGGCACUUCGCAGAUGGGGGAUGCUGUUAUGGAGGAGGCAGGGUUGUGCACUGACUGUCAGGGCAGUGACGCCAGUGCAGGACGGAGUCCUGUCAUGGAGGGCGGGCCCCACAUUGACCAGGAGGCACGGUCGUCCCCAUCGGAGGACGCAGCGGGAGACAUGUCCCUCGCGUUGAUUGUGAGGUCCCCGUCAGCUUUUUACGCCGACGAGGGCCGUAUUGGUGGCCGGUUGGACGAGAGGCUGGGGGAGUGCAACCCACCCACUCUUGAUCCAGAGCAGUUGGAGUGCACGGGGAUGGAGGACCCUUAUGCUUACACAAGCCGGAGGAGGAAUCCCCGCCAACCGCUAGAUGGAUUCCGUCGCCUCCUAGGUGGGUUUCUGAGAACCCUCGAUGGUCAGAAUCGUCUCGCAGUGGUGUCAGAGGGCAAGAGGCCUCGGACAGGCAGGCGGCAGCUGGUUUUGGGGGGGGGGUCGGCUGGAGACAUGCACCCACCACGACCACCACCGCUGUUUGCAUCACCACAGUAUGGGCGUACUAACGGCAGAGCAGGUACUGCAGUGGCAUCGAGCAGUCGAGGGGCAUCACGCGGUGGGUGGUCGUCUCGCAGACGAGUCACGUAGCGUUCGGGGAGGGAUUACGAUCGUGGACAAGGGCUUUUUGCACGAGGUUGGUACUUUAGUUUUUAGGGAUUUUUUUUUGUUUUUUUUUAUAUACAUUUGUAGCUGAUAUGCCACGAACCU